UGUCAAAAAUAGUGAACAGAGUUUUGUGUGCUGGUGGAUGUUGCUAAAUAUUUUUCAUUUCAAGGAAAUGCCAAAGAAAAACUGUUUCAUUUAUUUGUGACAAAAGUAAACGAUUUAUGUGAACUAAAAUUAAAGAUUAGCUUGGAUACAGUUGUGACUUAUGAACUUGUGUAACCUUGGGACGAAAAAUUGAAAGGAAACAUCUAAAAUUAAAUACAGUAAAAUGGAAUUAACAUAGCAAGGAAACAAUGAGUGCUCAAAGUGGGUGUGUCAGUUGCAAUGGAGGUUCAGAGUUGUAUGACAAUAAGCAUGAAGCGGACUGCUCUGAGGGUGAGGAUGCCCAGAUCAGGCUAGCUCCGCAUGUCCAGGCAUAUCUGGCACACAACAACUCCACCACCAACUGCUGUGGCUUUGCUAUACCCAUUGCAUUUGAAAGAGCAGCUCCAGGAACCUGGUGGAACCCUAGAUUUGACUCAGAAAUACUUGAAGGCCAAUACAGAAGUAGUUCCUUUAGGCAAAUUAGGUUAAGAUUCAGAUUUGCACUUUUAUACAUUUUAAUAUUUUCUAUAUCAUGGUUUGUCUACUUUGUAGUUCUUGGCCUACAUGGCAUAACAGUCAAGUGGCCAUUUCUGUGUUCAAUAUUUGCUGCAGUUGUCUUGAUAACCUGUGUUAUGCUAUUUAUCACAUUUACUGAUAUUUAUAAGAUUUUUACAUUUCGAAUCUCCCUGAUAAUGGCAUUGGCUCUUUGCGUCCUCAGUUUGUCUCUUGUAACUUUGACAACACAAUUGGAAACAUCAUUUCCUCAAGUGGCAGAUAUAAGCCAAUCUGGUCAUUUUACUAUUUGUAUUGAAAUAUUAUUAAUUAUAUACACAUUGACACCUCUGCCAUUGUUUGUGUGUGUUAUUAUAGGGAUAUUAUACUCCGUUGUUUUCGAAAUCCUUAAUAUUCUCCUGCAUUUAUCUGAACAAGAAUGGCAAUAUCCCGGAAUGUUUGUGAGAGUUUUGCUCCAACUUUGUGUGCACAUAAUUGGGGUUCAUAUUUAUUUGAUGACUUUUGUAAGAAUGCGCGGCACAUUUAUGAAAGUAGGGCAAAGUUUAUUAGUAAGACGACAGUUGGAGAUGGAAAAACAAUUAAAGGAAAAAAUGAUUCAUUCAGUUAUGCCACCGAAGCUGGCCAGUUGGUUAAUGGAAGAGCAAGUUUUAGAAGGUGAAACUAACUUUAAAGCUCAACAUCCACUUAAUCAAAGAACAUCAAAUCCUGGAGCUGGUGAUAUCAAGUCAUUAUUCAGACCAUUCAACAUGAGCUGCAUGGAUAAUGUUAGCAUAUUGUUUGCUGAUAUUGUGGGCUUUACAAGGAUGUCCAGUAAUAAAGGUGCUGAAGAAUUAGUGAACAUAUUGAAUGAUUUAUUUGAGAAAUUUGAUGAGCUCUGUCAUAUACAUGGAUGUGAGAAGAUUUCCACUUUGGGAGAUUGUUACUACUGUGUCUCUGGAUGUCCUGAGCCCAGGCUGGAUCAUGCAACAUGUUGUGUUGAAAUGGGCCUUGGCAUGAUAGAAGCAAUUCAAGAGUUUGACAGAGAGCGCGGCGAGGGUAUCAAUAUGAGGGUAGGAGUUCAUACUGGAACGGUUUUAUGUGGAAUUGUUGGCACACGAAGGUUUAAAUUCGAUGUAUGGAGCAAUGAUGUGUCUUUUGCAAAUAAAAUGGAAUCAACUGGUAAACCGGGCCGCGUCCAUAUAUCAGAAGAAACAAGCAAAUUUUUGGGAGGUUCCUACGUUUUAGAAGAAGGCGAAGAGGUAUUUGGUCAUAAAACCUACUUCAUUGAGGGACGUCAGCUUAAUUCUCCUUACGACCACGAUCAGUGUAUCACACCUUCGAAUCCUAUUAAUCCUCGCCUCAUCAUAUCUCCCGCAGUUUCCCCGCAGUCCAAUUUCAAUUUAAACCAUUCGCCUCUCCCGAUCACCGCCAAAACGCACGCAUUAGACGACAAGAAGGGUUCCUGUAAUACUGAUACCGAUAACUCCAAUUUCCUGUCCCCCAAUCCAUUCAACUUUCGCACGAAGGCCAGUUCGCUGCCGAGUAUACUUGACUCUGAUGCUGAGUUGGACGAGAAGAGGGAGAAGGACUUCGUCGAAAGUAACGAUACUUCAUCCAAAAGUCCGACGUCUGUUGGCAGUUACGGCAAGUAUACGAAUAAACUGAAAAAUUGGAAGGUGCCCAGGUUUCUAAGGAAACAUUCGGACACACCACUCCAUGAGAUAAAGAAGCAAAACUUUAGCGACAAAACGAUACAUUACCUGGAAAGGGGAGAUGAGAAUAUCCAAUCGAACAAUGGUUACCACCAAGUCCCUAUAGUAAUAGAAUCUCAGGACAGUAAACAGAGGCCUGCGCAAAGCAGCAGCAAGAUUCACGUGCCGCAGGGACAAGACAUAGCCUCCUUUGAGAGAGAGAUUAUCGACAUACGAUCAUAUUUGAGUCAAUCGAGAAGCAAUAUGUCGCCAUUUGCUAGAAGUAGUAGCUACAGAUCGCACUAUGGGAGGCCGAAUUUAGAGACGCCAGUAAGUCGUGCACGGAGCUCUACCCUGGCGACUCAGGGUGAGUUGAUACGGCCUAAGGACCGCCGAUUGAACCUGCCCUUGCCGUCCCAAUCGCCCAGGGUACAAGAUGACUCGGUCAGCCUGUGCCCCUCUGUCAAUAGCCGCAAAGACUCUGGUAUAAGGAGUACCAGCCGGAGGUCCAGUAUACAACACCAGAUAUUCGCACUGAAUCAGACAGCAUUAGCGACAUCGCAGAAUGAUAUAAUGCAGCACAGAGUGUCCGGUUACUACACAUCGAGUCAGUCUUCGUUGAAUGAUGUGCCGUCCCGAACUCGCUUACCGCCUCCUCUCAACGAACAACAAGUGCAAUCCCUCCAGAAGUUACGCAAGCAAUCUGAUCUGCAACUAAUACGAUGUGUCCAAGACAACGCCAGAUCAGGUAUCAGCUACUUCGUUCAACCACCUCUAAACACGUUCACGUUGUUCUUCAAGUCACCAGAAAUGGAGAGACAUUAUCGUGAUAAAGCCCACAGAAGCGACGACAGUGAAGAUUUCCCUCCUACUUUAACUACGUCUAGGUUCAAUACGGCGUUAGAUAUACUAGUAUCGGCGAUCAUUUUUGUCGUAGUUACUAUAUCAAUAUUCGUAUUAUACUCAGAAUGGCGUCAUUCUUACGGAUGGGUGAUAUUUUUCUUUGUCAUAGAAGCUUUGGCGAUAUCACUCUGCGUGUACCGACAUUACUUGAAGUGGAAAACUAAAAAUGAACCUCUAGUCACAAACACGAUUAGACGAUCUGUUAAGAUAUUCAGAAAGCUCUCGGAUUGGUUCCCUUGGCAUCUGUCCGGUAGUCUACUUAUCAGUUUACCCGUGUUGGCCGUUCUAAUUAACUUUUCGUGCAUCAACACAACGAUGACUAUACUGAAAGGCGAGCAAUCGUUUUACGUUUAUCUGUUAUGCAUCGGAAUAGUCGAGUUUUGUAACUUUACUCAAAUGAAUUGGCUCGUUAAGAACACUUUGGUCACAUUAUACGCAGGCCUGUUUCUGUUCUUCGCAGUGCUGGGUUGUCGCGAAGUUAAUACUCAGUUGAUAGAUGGCGAUUUUCAGUUCGGCUCAAAUCCACAAGCUGUGGCGCGUAACUUAACUUUUAUGAGUAUGAUGAAUGGAAGCUACGACGAUUGGUUGGAGAGAAAUGGUACUGAAUUAUUUGAAGGAGUGCGACAUAAAAUGCAUUUGACAGAACUUUAUCUGGAUGUCGCUCUACUGUUGAUGCUCGUUUGGUUCCUUAAUAGAGAAUUUGAAAUCAGUUACCGAUUGAGUUUUUAUAGUAAUGUCGUGGCAAAUCUUGAUAAACAGAAAGUACAGAACAUGAGAAACCAAGCGGAUUGGCUCCUCCAUAAUAUCAUACCGCGCCACGUGGCCGAUCAAUUAAAGAACACCGCGAAGUAUUCGGAAAAUCAUAAAGACGUCGGCAUUAUAUUCGCGAGCAUAGUCAACUUUAACGAAAUGUACGACGAAUCUUAUUUGAAGGGAAAAGAAUAUUUGAGAGUUCUAAACGAGCUGAUAGCUGAUUUUGAUGAACUGUUAGAGAGGCCGCAGUUCCAACAUGUUGAGAAGAUAAAGACCAUAGGUAGCACUUUCAUGGCCGCGAGUGGACUCAAUCCCGACUUGAGACACGCGUCUCGGGGAACUUACGAUCAUUUGUACCAAUUAAUGGACUUUGCUCUUGAAAUGCAGAAAGUUGUCGAUAACUUUAAUCAGGAUUUACUCGAGUUUGACUUCAUUUUACGCAUCGGGUACAACUUUGGUGAUGUCACCGCGGGUGUCAUAGGGACCACUAAACUCUACUACGACAUUUGGGGCGAUGCAGUUAACAUAGCGUCGAGAAUGGACUCCACCGGGGUCGUCAAACGUAUUCAGGUCGGCGAAGCUUGUAUCCCAGUUCUCUCUGCCAAGUACGACUUCGAACCUCGUGGCCGAGUCUACGUUAAAGGUAAAGACGACAUGAAUGUAUAUCUUGUUGCAGGUAAAAAGGACACUUAGAUUAAAAAAUUAUAUUUAAAAAAAAAACGUAGAAUCUGUGAUUUAAUUAUUUAUAUUUUUUACAUUUGACAUUAUGGAACGGAAUACUAUAUUUAUGGUAAGAAUAAUCUACUUGUCUAUCUUGUUUUUGAAGUGUAACAUUGAAGUGAUAGAUUUGUCGAAAAAUACUCGUAGGUAAAAUCCUAUUUACAUAUAUCAUUGUAAUAAAAUUAAGCGUCUAAAAUUAGACUACGAUGUUGCCAUGAAUUAAGUAUUUUGAUAUUUUAUCUGUGGUUGAAUUAGAAAAACGUUGAAAAGGACGGCUCUAUAUUUGUAGCACAAUAACUAUUCUAUUUAAAAAAAAAUAGUUAAUGUAAUAUCGUGGUAAAACUUCCUCUGUGAUUUCUUCUUUAGUAGAAAAAAGUGCUUAGUAAUCCUUGCCUGUAUAUGCUAUCAGUAAUCUAGUCUGAUAUCCAUUUUAUGGAUAUUCUGAUAUCCAUUGUACGGUGGUAAAUAAUAUAUUCUUACCACGAUAUCUCUGUUGGAUUGUCGACAGUAGGAAUUAAAAAUUUGCACAGGGCAAUAUUGAUAAAUGGAUGCCAUAAUCCAAUUAGGGUUGCCAUACGCAGAGAUAGCGUGAAUCGAAUAAAUGUUUUUUAUAUUUCUAUCGACAGAUAAAUCUUACGAUUACUUAAGUAUAUUUAUUGUCAAAUGAACUAAUCGUAUUUAGUGAGAUUUGUAUAGAAAACGAAUAAUUUUUAUUUAUAUGGAAUUAGAGAAUAUUUUGUAUAUAAAAGAAACUAACUGCUACGUAAUUCGAAUUUUUGUUAUAUGUUUAUGUGGUAGCUAAUUAUCAUUAACUUAUUAAUAAUUAUCUCAAGGUACUAAUUAUUUACACACGAGAUCAUAGAAUUGUGAAAAUGUAGCUAAAAAAAAUUUCUCAUUUAUAAUUUAGUGUUGUGUAUUUCUGGCAGCUUUUUUUUAUCUGUAGUGAAAGAAAUGUAGAUUUAUUUGUUAUUUUAUUUAUACGUAAUCGUAUUUCUUAUGAACUUGAUUAAGUGUUAAUAUUAGACGAAGACUUAAUCUUUUACUAUUGCAUUGUAUAAACAAGACUUUCUAACAAAUAUUUAUAAAGAAAUGCAAAAUUCUCAGGGAAAUCUAAUCUACAAGAAACUAUUAAAAUAUUUGUUUUUCAAACGACCUUUACAGGGGUACACAAUAAUCUUUAAUAAAGUAUAUAAUUUUUUUUGUACAUUUUGCUAUGUAAUACAUGAUUUUAUAUUUAAUAAGACUGUUACUACUAAAUUAUUUUCUAACCUAAAAAUUAUGAAUUUACAACUUCUGUGACUUAUCAACUUAAAAUAGAUUAGAUGUAGUUAUUUAUGUACGAUACAAUAAAGUGGGCUUAAUACGUCGAUACAUUUCUUAGUGG
Papilio xuthus (Asian swallowtail) is the source of this 5982-nucleotide messenger RNA. RefSeq names its product Adenylyl cyclase 13E (gene Ac13E). The record is from RefSeq and is a predicted model, not a curated record. NCBI's taxonomy places the organism in Eukaryota, Metazoa, Arthropoda, Insecta, Lepidoptera, Papilionidae. Gene Ontology annotation, molecular function: adenylate cyclase activity. Gene Ontology annotation, biological process: cyclic nucleotide biosynthetic process; intracellular signal transduction; adenylate cyclase-activating G protein-coupled receptor signaling pathway. Gene Ontology annotation, cellular component: plasma membrane. The transcript has 8 exons. Bases 249 to 4571 code for a protein of 1440 amino acids.